Molecule: messenger RNA, 693 nt
Organism: Ascochyta rabiei
Lineage: Eukaryota; Fungi; Ascomycota; Dothideomycetes; Pleosporales; Didymellaceae
Product: Rab GTPase ypt7
Exons: 6
Coding region: 1-693 (230 amino acids)
Biological process (GO): regulation of vacuole fusion, non-autophagic
Cellular component (GO): fungal-type vacuole membrane; vacuole; phagocytic vesicle
Molecular function (GO): GTPase activity; GTP binding
Source: RefSeq, a predicted model, not a curated record
AUGGCUUCCAGGAAGAAGGUUCUCCUCAAGGUCAUUAUCCUCGGCGACAGUGGUGUCGGCAAGACCAGCUUGAUGAACCAAUAUGUACGACUCCCACGACUCUCGCUCGGCGAUCGCACAGCCCCAAGCUAUAGAGCGCUGCUCACACAAAUCAUACAGGUCAACAAGAAGUUCAGCGCAAGCUACAAGGCGACAAUAGGCGCCGACUUUCUGACCAAGGAAGUCAUGGUCGACGACAGGCUGGUGACAAUGCAGCUCUGGGAUACCGCUGGACAGGAGCGCUUCCAAUCACUCGGUGUCGCAUUCUACCGCGGUGCCGACUGCUGCGUGCUCGUAUACGACGUCAACAACUCGAAGAGUUUCGAUACCCUGGACAGCUGGAGAGACGAGUUCUUGGUCCAGGCUAGUCCCAUGGACCCUGAGAGUUUCCCAUUCGUCGUCAUUGGCAACAAGAUCGAUGUUGAGGAGAGCAAGAGGAUGAUCUCAUCGAAGCGCGCCAUGACCUUCUGCCAGUCCAAAGGCGGCAUUCCCUACUUCGAGACCAGCGCCAAGGACGCUAUCAAUGUUGAGCAGGCGUUUGAGGUCAUCGCACGGCAGGCGCUUGCGCAGGAAGACGUGGGCGACUUCAGCAACGACUUCCCCGAGACGAUUCCCAUCGACCUGAAGGGCAGUGAGGGCGGAUGCGCGUGCUAG